UUCCGAUCAAAUGAAAAAAUUUGAAAAGCAAAUGAAUUAUCUAAUUUUUAACCAUAGUUCUGUGCUAAGAAUCUGACUUUUUCAAUUUCAAAAAUAUUUCUAAAAUGUAGCAAAUGUAUAUCUGCUUAAUUUGUUCAACCAUUAAGAAUCAGGGUUUGAAAUUUAUUAAAAAAAAAUGCUUGCAGCAUGCGAAAAGUGAGUUUAUGAAACAGCUGAACAAGGCUAUAAUGGAGCAAAACAUUACCAAGUUACCAACAUCACACCUAGAAGGACUACAGUGGGUUUGUUCGAGAAAAAGAUACGCAUUUUCGGCGAGUGUAGCAACAGCUCUUGAAUUACAAUCAGCAUUAUCUUGUGAGCUUUCCACCUUGAGAAUUGAACACAUAGAAAGAAUUGCGGUUGUGAUGACGAAAAAUAACGAAUACUUGCCAUUCAUCAAUAGAAGAAUACACGAGUUGCAUGAAGGUGGAAUUAUUGGAAAAUGGAUCCAUGAUGUAACAAAGACCCAUGUACAUGCCUUUCAGAAUUCGCAACCUUUUGAAAAGACAGCAGUUGCAUCCACAAGGGUUAUACAACUAAUAUUGCUCGGUGGUAUCUUGUCAUCUAUUGUACUACUUUUGAUCGAAAUAUUUUAUUAUAAGAUAAAGAAAAGCACACGAGUAUAGCAUUGAUAAUCAAUAAAUAACGAGAAUAUCUUUAUAAUUUAUAA
Molecule: messenger RNA, 709 nt
Organism: Athalia rosae (coleseed sawfly)
Lineage: Eukaryota; Metazoa; Arthropoda; Insecta; Hymenoptera; Athaliidae
Exons: 2
Coding region: 114-665 (183 amino acids)
Source: RefSeq, a predicted model, not a curated record